Penicillium verhagenii is the source of this 3750-nucleotide messenger RNA. RefSeq lists its product as uncharacterized. Gene Ontology annotation, molecular function: protein binding. NCBI's taxonomy places the organism in Eukaryota, Fungi, Ascomycota, Eurotiomycetes, Eurotiales, Aspergillaceae. The record is from RefSeq and is a predicted model, not a curated record. The coding region runs from base 1 to 3750 and encodes 1249 amino acids. The transcript is spliced from 3 exons.
AUGACGACCACCGUUUCCCACGACGGUCUUAAUCGUGGUUUUCAAGCAGGAGUGAUAAAUGGCAAUAUUGGGAGCAUAACGAUCGGAAGCGGCCUAGGUCAAACGGUGUCAUUAGACCAAGAAUGUUUACAGGCUCUACGAACGACUGAUCCUUAUCACGACAAAGAGCGUAUCAAGGAUACCAAGGGUGGGCUACUAGAAGACUGUUAUCGAUGGAUCUUUGAUCAUCAGGAAUUCAAACAAUGGCAAAAUACAACUAGCCACAACAAUCGUCUCCUCUGGAUCAGGGGUGAUCCUGGUAAAGGCAAGACGAUGCUCCUAUGCGGCGUCAUCGAAGAAUUGACAAGACUAUAUGGGGAUGAUGUAUGCGUGAGCAUCUCGUUCUUUUUCUGUCAGGCUACCGAUCCGCGGAUCAACAGCGCCACAUCUGUGCUAAGGGGCUUGAUAUAUUUACUUAUCAAGAAGAAUCCUUCUCUCCUCCACUAUAUACGUGCUCAGUACGACCAUGCUGGGAAGACUCUCUUUGAGGAUGUUAAUGCAUGGAAUGCACUCUCAACCAUCUUCCGGGACAUUCUAAAAGGCAUGCGCGCGAACUUCCAAAUGACCUAUUUGGUAAUCGAUGCUCUAGAUGAGUGUGUUAAUGGGCUUCAUUCCCUUCUAGACUUGAUUGUCCAGGAGUCAUCGGCUCAUAUGCAUAUAAAGUGGGUUAUUUCUAGCCGUAACUGGCCUGAAAUCACCGAGAAACUUGGAAUUGCUACCCAGCUAGCCCCUAUCUCAUUAGAGCAGAAUGAGGUUUAUGUGUCUGAAGCAGUGGACAAAUUUGUCCAUCAUAAAGUCCAAAAAUUAGCGAAAGCUAAAAGGUACAGCAAUAAGACUCGUGAUGCUGUUGAACACUCUCUCUUAUCAAACUCACAAGGUACCUUCCUCUGGGUAGCCUUAGUUUAUCAGAGUCUGACAAAUGCAUAUACACGAACAAAUGUGCUGAAAAAGCUAGAGUUCUUUCCUCCUGGGUUAGAUGCUCUAUAUGGACGAAUGAUUGAGCAAGUUCGCGAUUCAGCAGAUGUUGAGAUCUGUAAGGAGAUACUGGCAGUUAUGUUAACAGUCUUUCGGCCUAUCACUCUCAGUGAACUUGCUUCACUUAUCAAACUUCCUAAUGAUGAUGACGAUGAUGACGACGAUGAUGACGAUGAUGAUGAAGAUGAUGAUGAUAAUAUACUACUUAAGGAUAUCAUCACAGUCUGUGGAUCGUUCUUGACGAUGCAAAAAGAUACUAUCACUUUCAUCCAUCAGUCUGCGAAGGACUUCCUCCUUCAAAACAUUGAAGCUCGAAAUGAGAUACUUCCUAGUGGUGUAGGAGCUCAACACCAUAUGAAUUUCUCACGAUGCCUUGAAGUGAUGUUUAAGACACUUCGACGUGAUAUCUUCAAUAUCAAAUUACCUGGACCCGUGAAGGAUAUCUGCAAACCUAGCCCAGAUCCACUAGCAGCAGCAGAAUACGCAUGUGUCUACUGGGUAGACCAUCUUCAAUAUAGCGAGCGGACCAAGUUCUAUGACCUUAGCAUUGAUAAGGGGGGCUAUGUGGACCUUUUUCUACAACAGAAAUUCCUUUUCUGGCUUGAGGCCCUUAGUAUUCUAGGGAGUGUCUCGAAAGGUGUGCAAGCUAUGCAAAUGCUUAAGUUAUUACUUCAGAAGGAGAGAGCAGAUUGGGUAUUAAAUAGUCCAAUGGUAGAUGAAGAUUGGAGCCCCUGUCUUUAUACCCUUGAGGGGCAUAAUGGCUCCGUCAAUUUAAUUGCCUGGUCGCCAAACGGAAGCCGACUUGCAUCAGGGUCUUACGAUAACACAAUUCAGGUCUGGGAUCCAGCCACCGGACAGAGUCUUUCCACUCUUCAAGGGCAUUCCAAAUCAGUUAGCUCAAUUAUGUGGUCACCAGAUGGAAGCCAACUUGCGUCAGGGUCCUAUGAUAAAAGCGUCCACAUCUGGGAUCCAACUACCGGCCAGAUUGUGUCUACUCUUAAGGGUCAUAGCGACUGGAUAAAUAUAAUCGCUUGGUCACCAGAAGGAAGCCGACUUGCAUCAGGAUCCGAUGAUAAAACAAUCAAGAUAUGGGAUCCAGCCACUGGCCAGAGUAUAUCCACUCUGAAGGGGUACUAUGGUUCAGUCUUCUUGAUUGAAUGGUCGAAAGAUGGAAAUCGACUUGCAUCAGUAUCCUCUGAUGAUAAUACAAUCCAGAUCUGGGAUAUAGCCACAAGCCAGAGUGUUUCUACUCUUCAAGGGCAUUCCAAUUCAGUUAGCUCAAUUACGUGGUCACCAGAUGGAAGCCAACUUGCGUCAGGGUCCUAUGAUGAAAGCGUCCAGAUCUGGGAUCCAACCACCGGCCAGAUCGUGUCUACUCUUAAGGGCCAUAGCGACCAGGUAAAUGUAAUCGCUUGGUCACCAGAGGGAAGACGACUUGCAUCGGGAUCCUCUGAUUACACAAUCCAGAUAUGGGAUCUAGCCAUUGGCCAAAGUAUAUCCACUCUAAAGGGGUACUAUGGUUCAGUCUAUUUGAUUGAAUGGUCGAAAGAUGGAAAUCGACUUGCAUCAGCAUCCUCCGAUAACAAGACAAUCCAGAUCUGGGAUAUAACCAUAAGCCAAGUGGUGUCUAUCCUUGUGGGGCAUAGAUAUUCGGUUACAUCAAUCAUCUGGUCACCAGAUGGAAGCCAACUUGCAUCAGCUUCCGAAGAUCGAACGGUUAGGAUCUGGGAUCCUAUCACCAACCAGAGUGUAUCUACUCCUGAGGGGCAUGUUAUUAAUGCCAACUCAAUCGCUUGGUCUCCAGAUGGAAGUAGACUUACAUUAAGGUCUUGGGAUGAUGGUAUAGUCCAGAUCUGGGAUCCAGCCACAAGCCAGAUCAUAUCUACUCUUGAGGGAUAUUUUGGCCCAACCUGUAUCAUAACAUGGUCGCCAGAUGGAAGCCGAAUUGCAUCAGGAUCGGCUAGUGGUAUAGUCCAGAUCUGGGAUCCAGCCACUGGUCAAACUGUAUCUACUCUUCAGGGGUAUGAUGAUCUAGUCGACUUGAUUAACUGGUCACCAGAUGGAAGCCGAAUUGCAUCAGGAUCAACUAGUGGUAUAGUCCAGAUCUGGGAUCCAGCCACUGGCCAAAUUAUAUCUACUCUUGAGGGGUAUAGUGGCCCAACCCACUUGAUUAUCUGGUCUCCAGAUGCAGGCCGCCUUGCAUCAGGAUCCGAUGAUGAAACAAUCAAGAUAUGGGAUCCAGCCACCGGCCAGAGCAUCUCCACUCUCAAGGGGCAAUGCGGUUUGGACUGUUCGGUCUACUUGAUUGCCUGGUCGAAAGGUGGAAAUCGACUUGCAUCAGCGUCCUUUAAUGAUGUAAUCCAGAUCUGGGAUACAGCCACAAGCCAAGUGGUGUCUACUUUCUCUGCAGGCUUUACAAGCUUCCUGGCAUUUGAUGACGCUGAUUCGAAUUGCCUCCAUACUGAUACUGGUAUAUUUGAUACAAGUUCAAUGGCUCCUAUGACCCCUUCGCCCGCUAGCCUCAUCCAACACCCCCAGCGACGUGAAUACGGAAUAAGUGAUGACCUUUGUUGGAUAACCUAUAAUGGACUCAAGCUCUUAUGGUUGCCCUUGGAAUACCGCCCUCUUGAUAUCUCUGAUCAUCUUGCUAUCCAUGGAACUACAAUGGCAAUUGUCGGUUCAGAAAAUCGCGUCAUAUUUCUCACGCUUUCAAAAGAAUGUCCUGUUGAUAUAUAG